AUGUCCUACAACUGUUCUACAAGAAACUGCUCUUCCAGGCCUAUUGGAGGACACUGCACUGUCCCCGUGGCUCCUGCUGCCACAGCUUCUUCCCAAGAUGCCGACUGCCUGAGUGGUAUCUAUUUGCCCAGUUCCUUCCAGACUGGCUCCUGGCUCCUGGACCACUGCCAGGGGUCCUCCUGUGAGUCCAACUCUUGCCAGCCAACCUGUUACCAGUCCAAUCCCUGUGUCUCCAGCCAUGGACAGGUGACCUGCUCUCGGCAAACCACCUGUGUCUCCAAUCCUUGCUCAACCACCUACAGCCGGCCACUCACCUUUGUCUCCAGUGGCUGUCAACCCCUGGGGGGCAUCUCCACUGGGUGCCAACCGAUGGGAGGAGUCUCCACUGUCUGCCAACCAGCCUGCGGGGUCUCCAGGACGUACCAGCGGUCCUGCAUGUCCAGCUGUCGAAGAACUUGCUAA
Molecule: messenger RNA, 462 nt
Organism: Enhydra lutris kenyoni (northern sea otter)
Lineage: Eukaryota; Metazoa; Chordata; Mammalia; Carnivora; Mustelidae
Product: keratin-associated protein 11-1
Exons: 1
Coding region: 1-462 (153 amino acids)
Cellular component (GO): keratin filament
Molecular function (GO): structural molecule activity
Source: RefSeq, a predicted model, not a curated record